AUGAGUUUGAUGAAGCCAUUGAUAAAUAAGGGAUACUGCCUCACUAUCGAUAAUUUUUAUAGUUCUGUGGAACUAUUCAAAUUGUUAUCGGUUUUCAAAACAGAUGCAUAUGGAACAGUGAGAUCUAAUAGAAAAGGUUUACCAAUUAAUAUAAAAAAUCCAAAAAAAGUGAAUCCAGGAUACGUAAGAUCUUUUAGAAAGGAGAGAUUGAUGGCCAUGAGAUGGAAAGACAAAAGGGAUGUGUACUUCCUUUCUACAAUACACGGUGCAGAUCAGGUGGAAAUAGAAAAGAGAGGCAUCAUAAAAAUGAAACCUAAAGUGAGUGUUGAUUAUAAUUUUACGAUGGGAGGUGUUGAUCGCGUCGAUCAACAUUUGUCGAGUUAUCCCCUUCCAAGAAAAAGAGGAAAAAAAUAUUAUAAAAAAAUGUUUUUCCAUCUCAUGGAACUCUCUGAAUACAACGCAUAUGUGCUCUACAGAAAAAAAGGAGGUAGCAUGACACAUCUUGAAUUUAGAAUAAAACUAAUAGAAGAAUAUAUAGAAAAAUAUAGUGUUGGAAUUUUUUCUGCAAAAGGUGGUCGGCCAAGCAACACCCCUAAUCCGCUAAGAUUGACAGAACGUCAUUUUCUAAAAACUAUACCGGCGGUGGGUAGUAAAAGCAGACCUACAAAAAGGUGUGCUGUUUGCUGUUCGAAGCGGGACGACUCCGGAAAACGUGUCCGGAAAGAGAGUCGAUACUGGUGCGCCGAAUGUGAAGUAGGCUUAUGUUUGGAGGAAUGCUUCGAAAUUUACCACACAAAAACAAAUUAUUAA
Ctenocephalides felis (cat flea) is the source of this 810-nucleotide messenger RNA. Its product is annotated as piggyBac transposable element-derived protein 4-like. The transcript has a single exon. The record is from RefSeq and is a predicted model, not a curated record. Lineage: Eukaryota; Metazoa; Arthropoda; Insecta; Siphonaptera; Pulicidae. Bases 1 to 810 code for a protein of 269 amino acids.